Messenger RNA from Hippoglossus stenolepis (Pacific halibut), 2565 nucleotides. RefSeq names its product G patch domain-containing protein 1. Bases 1 to 2457 code for a protein of 818 amino acids. NCBI's taxonomy places the organism in Eukaryota, Metazoa, Chordata, Actinopteri, Pleuronectiformes, Pleuronectidae. Gene Ontology annotation, molecular function: RNA binding; calcium ion binding. The record is from RefSeq and is a predicted model, not a curated record. Gene Ontology annotation, cellular component: nucleus. The transcript is spliced from 17 exons.
AUGUGUGCCACAUUGAAUCUGUGUGUGUUUGGUUUGUCUCCCAGGUUGUCCAUCGGGGUGGAGCUGCUGAGGAAGAUGGGAUGGAAGGAGGGUCAGGGCGUCGGGCCUCGUGUGAAGAGGAAAGCUCGUCGACAGCAGACGGAAGGUGAAGCCAGACCUUACGGCUGUGUGCUGCCCCCUGCUGGUUCAGAGGACUCAGAGGACGGCGACGAUGACGACUUUGGUCCAGAGAACGUGACCUUUGCCCCGAAGGACGUGACUCCGGUGGACUUCACCCCCAGGCUAGGAGUUCAGGGUCUGGGGUACCGUGGCCUGGACCCGGGUCGGGCGCUGCUGGGCCGCGGUGCCCCUGAACACAUCAACCUGUUCAAACCUCAUUCUGAGACGAGGAGUCGACUGUUCGGAGGCGCACAGCAAAGCUCCCGCAGGGGAGGAGUGGCUGGACAGGCGUUUGGUGUUGGUGCCCUGGAGGAUGAUGAUGAAGACGUGUACCACAGAGACUCCAUGUCCAGGUACGACACGGAGCUGGGAGGAGAGGAGCCCGGAGACGGACUGUACGGCUGGACGGCUCCACAGCAGUACACCAAGAAGAGAGAUAAAAACAAAGAUGCGUCGUACCUUGGAAAAAUCUUGGAAGGUUUCACUUUGGCUCAAAAAACAGUCGAGGACAAAACAAUCUUCGCUCCCCCCACUCUGCCCCGUGACUACAGACCCGUCCAUCGCUUCAAUCCGUCCGUCCCCGUCGCUCGUCUCUCUGGGGUCAGUCCUGCGCUGGCGGAGGCUUUGAGGACCUCCAGGGGCCACAUGGUUAAAGAGGAGCCCCAAGAAGGAGGACGGCACCAGAUGGACUCCAGCCAGAGGGGGGUGCUGCUGGGAGAGGAUGCCCUGCAAGGUCCCAGUUCAGUGAUGGAGCUGCUGAGGCCUGAAGACAGAGAGCGACUCCUCAACCUCCGCAACUCCUCCAACACGCCCUCCGCCAAUGCUACCGCCAGCGACUCCCGUCGUGCCGUCAGCUCAGGUGGGUCGAUGGCGGGGUCACUGACGGGGUCACUGACGGGGUCACUGACGGGGUCACUGACGGGGCUGUCAGCUCAGAGCAGCGCAGCCACCUGCUCCCCCGGCCUCCAGCAGCAGCAGGAGGCUCUGGCGUCGUGGCGAGGUGUCCAGUCGUCGGCGCAGACCUUCAGACCGUUUGACAACAACCCCAGCAAACAGGCCCGUUACGAGCUGUACCUGAACUCCCUCAGACAGGGAGACAAAGACGCUCUGGAGCAAAGUGUGGACUCGGGUAUGACCGAGUGGGAGCGCAGCAGGGAGAAGGAGGAGUUUGUCCGAUCCUCCAUCCUGUACCGACCCACGUCCACGUCGCUCUCGUCCCGCUUCACCAGAGCCAAAGACAAGGAGAGCGACAACACGGUGGAGGUCAGCCGGGACCAGGAGGGCGACGUGGACGACAAACAAGCUGCUGUCAAGAUGAAGAUGUUUGGAAAACUGACCAGGGAAACGUUUGAGUGGCACCCGGACAAGCUGCUCUGCAAGAGGUUCAACGUCCCCGACCCGUACCCCGGGUCUGGCAUGUUGGGUCUGCCGAAGGUCAAGAGAGACAAGUUUUCUGUCUUCAACUUCCUGACUGUGACGGAGAGCAGAGAGACUACAGCUCCUCCAAAGUCUCCCGAGACGAAGAAGAAGUCGAGGUGGGAUGUUUCAAACCAGAAGAAGAUGAAGGAAGAAGAAGAGGAUGAGCUGCAAACCCAACCUGCUUUACCCGCCUGCAGCCACAGCAACGACCGGACUGAAGACACCACGGAGCCGGAGGAUCAGCAGAGCUCAGACAAGAAGAAGGAAGGUGAGGAGGAGGAAGAAGAGGAGGAGGAGGAGAGCAGACCUCCUAUGGAUCUGUUUAAGGCCAUUUUCGCCGGCUCGUCUGAUGAGAAGUCGUCUUCAUCAGAGGCAGAGUGUGAUGAGGAGGAGGACACGAAGGAGGAAGAGGGAAAAAUCAGCACACAGCCUCUGAACCUCUUCAACAUCUCAAAUGUCAAGUCCUCCAUCACGUCCUCCUCCACCUCCGUCACCUCUGCCACCACCUCCACCAGCCAGACAGUGAAAGCCGUGGUUUUGAGUCAGAGCUCGUCCCAGGAGGAGUUUGGUCCGAAGCUGCCGCCUCGUUCAGCUGCUCUCAUCAGAGGAGGCGCCACCUCGAUCCGCUCCCCCAGAGAAGAAGAGAAACCUCGGAGGACGAGCAAAGAGAAGAAACACAAGAACAAGAAGCAGCACAAAGACAAGAAGAAGAAGAAACACAAGAAGCACAAACACAAAGCGAAGCAGCAGAAGAAGAGUAAGAAGGAGGAGUCGGAGAGCAGCAGCGACGACGACAGAGAUGAGGACGGUGACGGACAGGUGUCGACUGAGGAGCUGCUGAAAAGACUGAAGAGCGUCCAGUCGCAUCAGACGAGGUGAAGCAGAACGUUUGUCCUCUGUGAGGACGACCAGCUCCUGUCCCCGUUUGCACUCACUUCAUUUUAUUCCUAUUUUAAAUAAUAAAAUGUAUCAUCUAGUGCUGAUGUA